Molecule: messenger RNA, 4665 nt
Organism: Nerophis lumbriciformis (worm pipefish)
Lineage: Eukaryota; Metazoa; Chordata; Actinopteri; Syngnathiformes; Syngnathidae
Source: RefSeq, a predicted model, not a curated record
AUGUCCGCCUCGGUGGGGCCACAGAGCGGCCCUCGCCCACCCACCGUGCCGCCAUCCAUGCCGGACCUUCCGGAUUUGAGUCAUCUCACCGAGGAGGAGCGGAAAAUCAUCAUGGCAGUGAUGGCUCGGCAAAAGGAAGAAGAGGUUAAAGAACAAGCCAUGUUAAAAACACUGCACCAGCAGUUUGAGAGCUAUAAACAGGAGGUUCGGCGCAUCGGGGCGGAGACACGACGUCAGCAGACACAGCAGAAGGAUGACGCACCCACCUGUGGCAUCUGCCGGAAGACAAAGUUUGCGGAUGGCUGUGGUCACCUGUGCUCCUACUGCCAAACCAAAUUCUGUGCCCGUUGUGGGGGCCGAGUUUCUCUGCGUUCCAACAAUGAGGACAAAGUGUGUAUCGUAGUAAAGGAGAGGGUAAUGUGGGUAUGCAACCUAUGCCGUAAGCAGCAAGAGAUUCUCACCAAAUCAGGAGAAUGGUUUUCAGAGUCAGAGGUGCGGCCUGGGAGCCUGGGCUCCACCUUGAAUGACCCAGCAAAAGGGGGAGAUUCCCAACCUGACAGGAAGUUUCUCCGCUCAAAGUCUCAAGCCCCGUCCUCUACAACUAACAGCAAUACCGAGCUGCCAUAUCGGAUACAGGGGCCUGCUGGUGGCACUGCCUCUAAGGUUUCGGACACCAUGCCUGGUACUCGUUGCCAAAGUGUACCGCCUCGUGAAAAAAAAAGGCCAGUUUCAUACCAUGAACAAAAUGGAAAGGCAGGCCUAGGGCGUGGUACAGGCCGGAGAUCUUCUGGGAAGUUGCCAUCUCAGUCGUCUUUGGAUGAAAGGGUUGGCCUCGGGGACCGACAAGAAAGACUGCCAAGAGAUGGUCACAGGCUGGAAAAGAUCCAUUCGCAGGACUAUGAUGAUGGUGAGGACAACUUGGGUCACUUAGUGAGAAAUCGGAGACUACCUGAGGAUGAUGAACAGAAGGAGAGACAGCGACGCGAGGAGGAGUUCCAGAACCGUUAUCGUAGCGACCCCAACCUUGCUCGAUACCCGGUGAAGCCACAAAAGGAAGAACAGGAGAUGCGAAUGCACGCAAAGGUCUCCAAGGUCCGCCAUGAACGGAGACACAGUGAUCUUGCAAUCAACGAGGUCGGACUAGGGCCUGGUGAAGGAGGAGGCUGUGAAGCACAGGGGCCUGGAAACCAUCUGGCCAAGAAAGGAAACCGUAAAGCUCAAUCGGAGAAUUAUCGAGCAUAUUCUGUGGAAAGGACCGUGGGGGAACCAGGGGGACGUGUGCCUCCAGAUAAGAAGGGCUCUUUUGAGCCAGGCUUAACACAGACAGCAAGAAGUAAAGGUGGGGACAACUUGUUGAGGAAGGACUCGCAAAGUUCGGAACAGUCCGAGUCUUUGCGGCCGCCCACUUCACGGUCGUACAAGAGCAAGCGCGGCGUAAACAAGAGGCAGAUGUCCAUCAGUAGCUCAGAGGAAGAGGGCGGCUCCACGCCUGAGUACACCAGCUGUGAGGACGUUGACAUGGAAAGUGUCAGCGAGAAAGGUGACUGGGACUGUCAUCCACUUGAUCCUACAGUUUGGCAUCAUCCGGUAACGUGGCAGCCAUCCAAAGAGGGUGAUCAUCUGAUUGGACGCAUCACAUUAAGCAAGAGAUCCGCUAUGCCACGAGAAGCUGGGUCUCUCCUGGGCUUAAAAGUUGUAGGUGGGAAAAUGACACAGACUGGAAGACUUGGGGCCUUCAUCACGAAAGUUAAAAAAGGCAGUCUGGCAGAUGUCGUUGGACAUCUAAGAGCAGGUGAUGAGGUUUUGCAGUGGAAUGGGAAGUCAUUACCAGGAGCAACCAAAAAAGAGGUGUACAAUAUAAUUCUUGAAUCAAAGGCUGAGCCUCAAGUGGAACUAGUUGUUUCAAGACCCAUAGGGGACAUUCCUAGAAUCCCAGAGUCAUCUCAUCCUCCUCUAGAAUCUACAGGUUCCAGUUCCUUUGAGUCACAAAAAAUGGACCGGCCCUCUAUAUCAGUGAUGUCCCCCACAAGCCCAGGAACCCUCAGAGACCUUCCUCUGGUGCUGCCUGGACAAUUAUCAGUGAAACUGUGGUAUGACAAAGUAGGACAUCAGCUCAUUGUCAACGUCCUUCAAGCCAUAGAUCUGCCUUCCCGACCUGAUGGACGACCACGAAACCCAUAUGUAAAGAUGUAUUUCCUGCCUGACAGAAGUGACAAGAGUAAGCGUCGCACUAAAACUGUGAAAAAGAGUGCUGAGCCCAAGUGGAAUCAGACCUUCAUAUAUUCACAUGUUCAUCGGCGAGACUUUCGCGAGCGCAUGCUGGAGAUCACCGUCUGGGAUCAACCUAGGGUCCAAGAAGAGGAAAGUGAAUUCAUGGGUGAGAUCCUGAUAGAGUUGGAGACCGCUUUACUGGAUGACAUUCCUCACUGGUACAAACUCCAGACACAUGAUGUGUCUUCGAUACCGUUGCCUCAGCCUUCCCCAUACCUCUCACGCCGACAUGUUCCUGGAGACAGCCCUGGCAAGAAGCUACAGAGGUCUCAUCGCAUCAUUGAUACAGAGUUUGAUGAUGGUUUGAUGAUAGUGACUAAAGGAGGAGAGCGUAGUUCAAGGGAAAGAGAGCGAGGUAGUACAUUGGCUGUGCCUGAACAGCAGCGUGCACUUCAGCAUCGCUCUCGCUCUGUUUCUCCUCACCGAGAGGAUUCGUGCAGGGCGAGGUCCCGGCCUGCAUAUGUGCCCAUGCAAAGGAGCCUGGAUGAGAUACAUCAGAACCGCCAACACUCACAGUCCCCUUCCCAUUACCACGACUCCCAUCUAGAGCACCAACGCUCUGGUGACUCAGAUUACGAGUACUCCGAAGACAGUGAGGCCCUGGAGAUGCACAGGUCAAUCCGAGGCGGGAGUGCAGAGUGCCUACACACAAACAGAGGUGCAUGUAAACAUAGCAACACACUCCCUCCGAAAAUGCCCCUGUUAGUAAAUGGUAUCCAUAAAGACAUGUACAGUGACCUGCAGCCAUCGUUGGAUAGAGUGAGGAGUGCCAGCACCACAUGUUUGAGACCAGACAACAACUUUCACUCUUCUGACAGAGACAGGUGCUCCAAUUCAAUGCCUUUCAAGAUCCCCUCAAAUCCCCGGAUCUUAGUAGAGCACGUGGCCUCUGAAGAAGACAGGGAGUGUAGCAAUACGUCAAGUCCAGAUUGUCUUAAAGGCAGCAAAAAAACCCUGGAGGGUGACAGUCGCAUCCAGCCCACCUCUAUCCUCAGGGGGAGUAGGGGCAAAGGGUUUCCACUGAGACCCUUUGGCCAGACAGCUUUGGCUGGGUCCUCUCCAAACUCUCCACAAACAGACAGGUGCAUAGCACACCUUCACGGUAGCCCCUCUUCCCCAAUGGGGACUCCCUCAUCAGGUCGCAGGGGUCGGCAGUUACCACAACUUCCGGCAAAGAGCAGCAGCAUAGAACAAGCCCUCGCAGUUGAAGAACGAGCCCGACAGCUGCAUAUGAAAGUACAUGCCUACAGGCCUUCAGCUUCCCAUGACCCUGAGUCGGACCUCAAGAAUAAACGGGAGAUGUUUGCAGAACAGCGACGUAGCAGCGACAACAUGUCUGCAAGGUCAUCAGACAGCGAUAUGAGCGAUAUGUCGGCUCUCUCCCGUGCCAGCAGUGCCUCUCGCCUCAGUAGCACCAGCUACAUGUCUGUCCAGUCCGAACGCCCCGGGGGACGUCUUAGUCGGCAAAUGAGAGCAUCGGCAGGACGCAGCAUGCUCAAAAGCUCCAGCGUUAGUGGGGAGAUCUACACCCAGGAGCGCACAGAUGGCAGCCAAUCAGACACAGCACUCGGCACAGUGGGCGGAGGCAGCAAGAAGAGACGCUCAAGCCUCAGUGCCCGUGUGGUGGCCAUCGUCGGGAACCGCCGCAGCCGUAGUACUUCCCAGAUAAGUGGCCCUGAGGCAAAGACUAAAAAGGAUAAAGGAGCCCCUAUCCAGAGAAGCACAGAAACCGGCAUGGCAGUGGAGCUGACCAGAAACAUGAGCCGGCAACCCAGCAGGGAGUCCAACAAUGGCAACAUGAACAGCUACAACUCUGAGGGGAACAUCUUCUCUGGGGUCAAUCUCGGAGCAAGCAGCCAGUUCAGUGACUUUUUAGAUGGCCUCGGUCCGGCUCAGUUAGUGGGCAGGCAAACAUUGGCUACACCUGCAAUAGGUGAUAUUCAGAUAGGUAUGAUGGAGAAAAAGGGUCAGCUGGAGGUAGAGGUUAUCAGAGCACGCGGUCUUGUGCAAAAGCCAGGAUCCAAAUCCCUCCCAGCACCUUAUGUCAAGGUCUAUUUGUUAAAUAAUGGCGCAUAUGUAGCCAAAAAGAAAACCAAGAUUGCACGGAAAACUCUUGACCCACUGUACCAGCAAGCGCUGUUGUUCGAGGAAAGUCCACAGGGUAAAGUCUUACAGGUGAUCGUGUGGGGAGACUAUGGUCGCAUGGACCAUAAAAGCUUCAUGGGGGUCGCACAAAUCCUACUGGAAGAACUGGACUUAUCAAGCACAGUCAUUGGUUGGUACAAGUUGUUCCCACCUUCUUCUCUGGUGGAUCCGACUCUGGCUUCCCUCACACGGCGAGCUUCUCAGUCGUCGCUCGACAGUUCCUCCGGACCGCCCGGGGUCCGAUCCUAG